AUGAGUGUAGAUGAGCGGCGACUUCAUGGUUUUAGGCUUACCAAGAAAGAGGUUGAAGAGCGUCGAAGGGCAGAAAAACUUCGCAAGUGGAAUGAAAAACUUGAGCAGUCGGAUCUAGUGAAGCUAAAAAAGGAGCUAGAUUCAUUGCACCAAGCCAGGUUUUUGGCACCUCAACAAAACGAACGAAAAAGGUUGGUGGAACGGAUGAUACGAGACCUUGAACGGAGGGAAUUGAAAUGUUGCAGUGAAGACGGUGGUGCUGACGAGAAACAAGUGGACUUUCCGAAACGCGAGCGAAGCGUUUCGAGUUCUUCCUCUGAUGACUGUGAAGGCCUGCUCGUCAGCUCUCAUGUUGUGAGGAGUGAAGCGAAUAGUUUUCCUGCAAAUGCUCAUCAUUUUCUCCCACGAGCGUUGCGAAAAAGACGUUGCGAGGGAGCGGUAGAGGAAAAUAACAGAAAACACGACGCCAAGGUUGCUGAAGCCACUCUUCUUUCUAACAAUACAGUCGGAGGUGAGCUUGAAGAGUUCUUUGAUUCGCUAUAA
This is a messenger RNA of Trypanosoma grayi, 543 nucleotides long. RefSeq lists its product as hypothetical. The coding region runs from base 1 to 543 and encodes 180 amino acids. Lineage: Eukaryota; Euglenozoa; Kinetoplastea; Trypanosomatida; Trypanosomatidae. The transcript has a single exon. The record is from RefSeq and is a predicted model, not a curated record.